Messenger RNA from Peniophora sp. CBMAI 1063, 471 nucleotides. NCBI's taxonomy places the organism in Eukaryota, Fungi, Basidiomycota, Agaricomycetes, Russulales, Peniophoraceae. The record is from the annotation of a GenBank genome assembly.
AUGCUCAACAAUCCAGAUCUCAAGGCGACGGCUGUCAUCAACCGUUGGAUCAUCGCCAUCUUGCUUUUCCACUUCCGCCUUCAGCACGUACCUGGCGCCUCACAUGCAGUCGACGGUACUUUGCGCCGAUGCCACUAUGAUGGAGAUCUGCCCGAGUUCCACCUGCCCGACUACGACAACUGGAUUGAUAAUGUGUAUGAGUUCAUGCACAUUAUCAAUGAUGCUUUCUGCCGCCGCGAUUCUCCCGCCCUCCCACCCGUUCAACAUGCUUUCAGCCAAUCGGACCAGGAACCGUCUUCUGCAGCUUCUCCUGUGUCUAUCCCGCACUUGGAACAUACACUCGCAGGUGACGGGUGCCUCCUACGUGUCCGGUUCUAUCUUUUGACCCUAAAACGGCCCGACGACCUGUCCGACAGCGCGUUCUCGCAGUUUCUGGGAUACGUAUGGCAAUUCUUUGUUCUAGAUAACUGA